This is a messenger RNA of Prorocentrum cordatum, 1811 nucleotides long. The record is from the annotation of a GenBank genome assembly. Lineage: Eukaryota; Dinophyceae; Prorocentrales; Prorocentraceae.
AGCCACCUGGGCCCCCCCCGCGGGGGGGCCCGUCGAGCGCCUGCGCGGCGCGGCGCUGGGGCGGCCCGAUGGCGUCGGGCGAGGAGGGCCCCGGCAGCCCCACGGGGCCCGCGAGGCGCCCCCCCGAUGCCUCGGGAGGGCUCGAGAUCGACGACCUCGGGCCGCUGCCGCAGUGGCCGCCGAGCAUGCCGUCGAGCCUCCCGCCGAGCCGGCGGGGGAGCAGGCAGCCGAGCAAGUGGGCCGUCGAGAUCUCGCCGCCGCCCAGGCCGUGGGGAUCGCUGGCAGACCUCUCCUUCGGCGUCCUCGCUUCCACGGUGCAGUGGCUGAUGUCCGCGGUGCAGGCGAUGCACGCCACGGCCGACAAGUUCUCGGAGGACGUGACGUUGUCCGAGGCGCGCCGCGAGGCCGAGCUGGCCCACCUGACCGAGCGCAUCGGCAGGCUGGAGGCGCAGGCGCAGAGGGACCAGAGCUCGAUAGCGGACCUCCAGGCGGCAGCCAAGGCCAGCAUUGCCAGGUCGAACGCCAAGGCCCGGAAGAAGGCUUCGCCUGAGGCGAGCGACGAGGAGUCCGCCGAGCCCGAGCCGCCCAAACCGAAGGUCACAGUCGCGGCGCCAGACCGGGAUUUGGUGCCGGCCGCGGACACGCAGUCUCAGCUAAUCGAUGUGCUGUCGAUGAGGGAGUGGGUGCUGCAGCAGGGAUACGCGAAGGAGGUCGACCUGGAGGUUAUCCACGAGAGGAUGGAGAAGAUGCAGGUCAGCAUGGAGAAGCUGCAGGACAGCGGGAACUCGACCGACGACAGGCUUGCCGCCGUGCUGCAGGACGUGAACGGGCGGGCCAAGCUCGGCGACCUCCGGGAGCUCAAGGAGGAUAUCCUGAGGACCGUGACGGACAGAAUGAACUUCAGUGGGGACGAGCUCCGGCGCUUGCGCGAGUCGAUGGAGCUCAAGCACCAGUCACUCGAGGAGGAGCUGGAGGCGCUCCGGCCUCGCGUCGGCACGCUGGCGCAGCAAUUGGAGAAGGACCGCAUCCCCGAGGGUGCCGGCCGCCUCGGCGGCGUCGAGGAGCAGCUGCGGGCGCAGGCUGCCGGUGAUGCCGGCGUCGCUGCGGCGCUCGCGCGGGCUGCGGAGCUGGAGGCCGCCCUGGACAUGCUGGUCGGCGUGCACGGCGUGGCCGACAGAGUUCAGGCCAUCAUCCCUGCCCUCGCCGCUCUCGUUCAAGGAGUGGAGCCGCCUUGGCUCGACCGGUUGCGGAGGAACGUCGCGCUCCACUCCGCCGCCGAUGGAGUGCCGUCGCUGGUGCUCGCGGAUGCCGCCGCCUUGCGUGCUGCUCAGCGCGGGCCGCGCUUGGGCCCUGAGAAGCUGGCUGCCCCUGCCAGGCGUUCGACGCGGAGGGGGAGGGCGCGCCGCGGCUCUGUCGGCUCGCAGUCCUCGGCGGCGUCUUCUUGUUUGCUCUCGGAGGCUCCUGAUCUCGUUCCUGGUGCGGGCAGCUGGGAGAGGCUGGACGCCGCAGGCGUCAGAUGCACGUGCGGUGCCACAGUCUUCUCGUCCUGCCGUGCGGACGUGCCGCAGCCAUGCGAGAAUUGGGAGGCUCUGCUCGAGCCCAACGCCAUCAGGCACGACGUCGGGGUCAGCACGUGCGUGAAGAGCGAGAUGCGGGAGGCUAAGCUGGAUCCCAUCUUUGUCUCGGAGGCGCCGCCGCUCGUGGAGGUGGCCCCGUUCGUGCCGCUAGAGCAGCUGCACUCCGAGCUGUACGACCUGGGUUCGCUGCACGGUCGCUGCUUCUUCAUCUGCGCCUCUGGGAUGUGGUGGUAG